AUGAUCGAGCCACUUCCAGGUGCUGUGACGUUCACCAUGAAAAUGACACCGAAACGGAAGACUCCGUCCCUGGCCUGCAAGAAAACCGGAGGACUCCAGACAACUCCGAGCAAGACCGCCUCCUCUGUCCCAGGCACCACUGCCACCUCCAAGUCGGAGCUCGUCUAUGGCGCGCCACCAAACGUCCUGUCGACGUCUCCCCGGGAUUCGGUGGCUUCGCAGGCAUCGCCUGCGCUGCUAACCACACCCCGGCAACGUCUGCAGGAAACCACGUAUGCACUGCAUAAUGGAGAUAACUCGCCGGAAAAGUGGACUGUGGAUGACGUGGCAGAUUACGUUUCCGGGAUCCCAGGCUGCGAACACAUCACUGAGAAGUUCCGCCACCACAAGAUUGACGGCGUCGCGUUGUUCCUCAUCAAGGAACACAACCUCAUGAAGAUGAUGAAUAUGAAACUGGGACCGGCAUUGAAAAUGUGUGCGACCAUAAAUUCCCUUCGCUAG
This is a messenger RNA of Rhipicephalus microplus (southern cattle tick), 501 nucleotides long. RefSeq names its product polyhomeotic-like protein 2. Lineage: Eukaryota; Metazoa; Arthropoda; Arachnida; Ixodida; Ixodidae. The record is from RefSeq and is a predicted model, not a curated record.